GCGGCAGAGCCCGGCUGAGCGCGGCACGGGCUGAGCCCGCCCCGGUGACACCGCGGGGGGACACAGCCCUGGGACCCCGGGACCCCCGGGACACUGCAGGCACUGCGGGCACUCAGGACACACCGGGCACUCCAGACACUUGGGACAUUUGGGGACACUCAGCACACUGCGGACACUGUGGACACUCGGGACUCUCUGGACACUUCGGACACUCAGGAAACUCCAGACACGCCGGACACUGCGGACAUACCAGACACUCAGGACACUCGGACACACCGGACACUCAGGACACUCGGGACACUCGGACACACUGGGCACUCGGGACACUCAGGACACUCGGACACACCGGACACUCAGGACACUCCGGAGACUUGGGGACACUCAGCACACUGCUAACACUGCGGACACUUGGGACUCUCUGGACACUCCGGACAUUCAGGAAACUCCAGACACACCGGACAUUCAGGACACUCAGGACACUCGGGACACUUGGGGACACUCAGCACACUCAGGACACUCGGACAGGCCGCGAUGGAGGAGGCGGUGGUGAAGCAGGGCGGGAUGUACCUGCAGCUGCAGCAAACCUUCGGGAAGAAGUGGAAGAAGUUCUGGGCCGUGCUGUACCGGGAGAGCUCCUGCUCCACGGCGCGCCUGGAGCUGCUGGAGGGCCCCGAGCGGCCGCGCAAGGCCGAGGGCAGCCGGCGCCUGGUCCGGCUCAGCGACUGCGUCCACGUGGCCGAGGUGGGUGGCGAUGCCACCUGUCCCAAGGACACCGUCCCCUUCCUGCUGGAGACCACGGAGCGGCGCUUCCUGCUGGCCGCCGACGGCUCCGAGGCGGCCGAAUGGAUCCAGCGGCUGUGCGAGCUGGCAUUCCCGAGGAGCCGGGAGGAGCCGGGAGCGGCCAAGGAGGGCACCGAGGGCGAGUUCUCCAUGGAGGAAAAUUCCCUGUACAGCUCGCGGGGCAAAGCCGGCCUGGAGCAGGCGUUUGAGGUGACAGUGAGGGUGACACCAUCAUCACAGCGCUGCCGGCUCCGGGGCCGCUGCAUCCUGCGGGCGGGCGAGGAGGCGCUGGAGCUGUGGCACCCUCAGAGCCAGGAGCUGCUGGCCAGCUGGCCCUACCGCUUCCUGCGCCGCUUCGGCCGCGACAAGGUGACCUUCUCCUUCGAGGCCGGCCGGCGCUGUGCGUCCGGAGAGGGCAACUUCGAGUUCGACACCAGGCAGGGCAACGAGAUCUUCCAGGCCAUCGAGGCGGCCAUCGAGGUCCAGCGGGGCCGCGGCGCCGAGGAGCCGUGCCGGGGGGGCCCCGCGGACGAAGCCCCGCGGCCGCUUGAGCACGCCAGGACGCCCGGCCGGGCACAGGGCCACGAGGAGCCCAAGUGCCCCCCCAAAGGGGAGGGGAAAGGGGCCAAGGGCAGGCCGGUGAUGCCCCCCGGGGCUGCGGAGGCCUCGGGGCCGUUCCAGCUGUCACGGGGUGCGGAUUGUCCCUACGCCGAGCCCCACGACUCCCUGCGCCGCGGGAACGCGGCCGCGCCGCCCGACAAGGGCCGGAGGCCGGACGGUGCCAGGGUGGAGUCCGAGUACGCCGUCCCCUUUGACACCAUCGCCAAGUCCUUCCUGGCGCGCCAGUUCGGUGGCCUGGGCUGUCCCCAGGAGGGGUUCCCCGAGCCGCCGAGUGUCCCCAGGGAUGCAGGCGUUGCUCAGCAGCCCCCCGGCCGCCCCACGGCCCCCAAACCCGAGCACAUCUACGACGAGCCCGAGGGUCUCUCGGGCCUCUCGCUGUACGACGAGCCCGAGGAGGUGAAGGGGGAGGCCUGGAGGCUGCAGGCGGCCCCCGAGGAGCCCCCCGGGCUCGGGUGUCCCUACAACGCCCAGCGCGACGACUACGCCGUCCCCAAGAGGCCCUUCCUGCUGCAGGGCAAGGAGUGGCUGGGCCACUGCGACUACGACAACGUGGCCCUCAAGGUGGCCAAGAAGAGGAACCUGCAGUGAGCGGCAGCGGGGGAGAGGAGGAGGGGACGCCCCAAAUCCCCCAGCAGGACUUUACCCCACCACAGCUGAGACCCCCAGAGCUCAGCGCACCCGGGGCUGGGGAGG
Onychostruthus taczanowskii (white-rumped snowfinch) is the source of this 2094-nucleotide messenger RNA. It is a transcript of the gene DOK2, whose product is annotated as docking protein 2. The record is from RefSeq and is a predicted model, not a curated record. Lineage: Eukaryota; Metazoa; Chordata; Aves; Passeriformes; Passeridae. Gene Ontology annotation, biological process: positive regulation of MAPK cascade; cell surface receptor protein tyrosine kinase signaling pathway. The transcript has 5 exons. Gene Ontology annotation, cellular component: cytoplasm. Bases 532 to 1989 code for a protein of 485 amino acids.